Cyanistes caeruleus (blue tit) is the source of this 531-nucleotide messenger RNA. RefSeq names its product diazepam binding inhibitor, acyl-CoA binding protein (gene DBI). The record is from RefSeq and is a predicted model, not a curated record. Gene Ontology annotation, biological process: fatty acid metabolic process. Lineage: Eukaryota; Metazoa; Chordata; Aves; Passeriformes; Paridae. Gene Ontology annotation, molecular function: fatty-acyl-CoA binding.
GAGGCAGAAGCGGCGGGGCCCGGAACCGCGCUGUGUUCGCUGCAAUGACCGAGGCCGCGUUCCAGAAAGCUGCCGAGGAGGUGAAGCAGCUGAAAUCGCAGCCCACGGACCAGGAGAUGCUGGACAUCUACAGCCACUACAAACAGGCCACGGUGGGCGACGUGAACACGGAGCGCCCUGGCAUGCUGGACUUCAAAGGUAAAGCAAAGUGGGAUGCCUGGAGUGCAUUGAAAGGAAUGUCCAAAGAAGAUGCAAUGAAAGCUUACAUAGCAAAAGUGGAAGAACUAAAGGGCAAAUAUGGCAUCUGAGGACUGGAUAAAUCAACUACAUGCACGCCUGAAACCUGCCUUAUUUCUAAUAAUGUAGAAAACUGGUUUCUAAGAGUAACUUUAGAUACCUAAUGUGUCAUAGUCAGUUCUCCUCACGCCUGUAGUUGAGGAGAAGUUAUGUACCUGCCUAAUGUACUGACACGGUAUAAAUUCCUUCUGGGAACAAAAAUGUGGAACUCAUUAAAGUGCAUUUGGUACUUUA